GCUUCGUCAUUCCUCCUGGGGCAGCCUGGCAGACCGGGUGAAGAUCAAACUGAGGGAUGUGGAGGAAUCAGACAUGGAGGUGCCAUCGUUGGGUGUGAGCGUGACAGUGUUGACCGGAACUCGAGGGAGCUGAUUGGAGCGGGUGAACGGAGGAAUGGACUUUACUAUUUUCAGGACAUCUCUUGUGCUUUUAUUUUUGGUGUCCAUAAAGGAACUGAGACUAUGACUACCUGGCACCAACGGUUGGGACAUCCUUCAGAAAGUGUUAUGAAAUGGCUUGGACCUGUUCCAUGUCAGGCUCAUUGGGAUGCUGCACUUCGUGUGGUUCGCUAUCUAAAAGGUUCUCCUGGACAGGGCAUUCUUUUGCGUGCCGAUAGUGAGCUUUCUCUUACGGGAUGGUGUGAUUCUGACUGGGCUGCUUGUCCUCUCACUCGUCGUUCUUUGUCUGGAUGGUUGGUCUUUCUUGGGCAUUCUCCUAUCUCCUGGAAAACCAAAAAGCAAUCGACUGUUUCUCGAUCUUCCGCGGAAGCAGAAUACCGGGCUAUGGCUGCCGCGACAUGUGAACUUAAAUGGCUCAAAGCUUUACUUCUUAGUCUUGGGAUUAAUCACGACGAAGCUAUUCCGUUGUUUUGUGAUAGUCAGUCUGCAUUGCAUAUUGCCAGGAAUCCAGUAUUUCACGAACGAACAAAACAUAUUGAGGUGGACUGUCACUUUAUUCGUGAUGCUAUCAAAACCGGUCUCAUUACCCCCAGCUAUGUUCCUACCACUAUGCAGCUUGCGGACAUUUUUACUAAAGCUCUUGGGAAAACUCAGUUUCACUUUCUUCUGGGCAAGUUGGGUAUUCUGGAUCCUCAUGCUCCAACUUGAGGGAGGGUAUUACGAAAGUGGG
This is a messenger RNA of Cuscuta epithymum, 889 nucleotides long. Lineage: Eukaryota; Viridiplantae; Streptophyta; Magnoliopsida; Solanales; Convolvulaceae. The record is from the annotation of a GenBank genome assembly.